AUUCUUACUCAUGCGGUCUUGCCUCACCCACAUGCAUGUGUAGAGUUAUAGACUAGACAAAAAUUUAUCUACGUACAGUUAGACCUGCUUAAACGAUGAGAAAAUGAUUUUUAUACGCAAAAACGGGAAAAAUGUGAAAACCAUUAGCGCGGGGUAGAUAGUGUUUCGAGAGACGUUACGUUUGAAAUCUGUGUAUAAGAUAAGAUAUUUCGUGUUUAAACGAAAAUGAAAAUAAACGCGAAAAAUAUCUAUACCCUUUGGAAACAUGGCCUUUAUACAAAAAUGUUUGUGCUGUAGUCUACCUAUCGGAUGUGGAUUUUUCGGAACGUAUCUUUUGAUAGCUUACUUAAUAGCGUUUGCUUUUGAACUGCUUUGGCUGAUUCUGGAAGCGAAGCAUAUCUUGCCGGCUGCCGCCGUUCUGUUAGCAGCCGGAUAUUUUGCUUUAAGCCUUUUUGGCGCACUGUUAUUACAUGGAAUAGCGACAAAAAACACGCUGUGCCUCAUAACUUGGAUGUUUUCAACCACAAUCCUGACGUUUCCGGAAGCUGGACUUGUCAUUUAUAUGAGUGUCGACUACUGGGGCACAGCACACAUAUAUGGAAUAACGGAGCUGUCAUGUUGGCUCCUGAGGAUAAUAGUAAACGUUAUAGAAAUAAUACUAGUCCAGUCUCUCUACACGACGUGGAAAGACGAGGAACUAGAUGAUAAGAGAUUAAGAGACUUAACGGUACCUGGAACGGUAGCAAAUACAACUCCGUUCACGGCACCAUUUUACCAAAAUGCUGGGUACGAACAAUCCGUUAAUAAUUUCAAUGAAUUGUUAACAAGGUCUGGAUCUAUGCAACAAAUGUGGAGUUAUCAAUUUGCAAAUAACUUUACCCCCAUUGAUGGUUACCCAAUUUAUGCAGCCCAGAGCGAGUUCAAUGCCAGCGUUUUUAUGACACACUACGGAAGUAAUGAUGGCUUUGAAAAGAAAGCUUACUCUUUAAUGGAUCUACGCUACAUCGAUCAACCGGCAAUGAAAAAUGCCCAAUAUUGGGGUUCCCAAACUGAUGCAGAUCAAGACAAAGAAAUAAUGCCCAAUUUGGGCACAAUGUCUGAAAUCAGCUACCCAAUCCACAACAAUAACAAACUAACAAAAAGCAAAUCGAUGGAUGCGUUGCAUGAUAUCAACAGGGGUAGUCGUGUGAUCAGAAAUAGUGCGGGGUUUUAUGCGCAACCUGUUGCGAGUUACGGCGUGCCUAUCUAUUACGGUCCUUUGGACGGACCUGAUUUUUUAAUUUACAAGAAGCAAGUCGAUAAAAUGAAUAGUAAAAACUCUUUGAGUAAUAAUUCAGCGGAAGAUGUACAAAAAUAUAGGGACGUUGCACUCUAACAGAGUAAGUGCUGUGUUUGUAGACAGUAAGAAUGUGAGAAACGUUAAUUGUUUAUAGUUGAUUGUUGAUUAAUGACAUUUUUUGUUACCAUUUUCAUUUGCAAUUUGUCGAGAGGGCAAUAUACCUGUUUAUUAACAAAAUUAUGAAUAAUAAAUUGAUAUUCGUUUUAUUUCACUUAAACUCCAA
Messenger RNA from Cylas formicarius (sweet potato weevil), 1562 nucleotides. RefSeq lists its product as uncharacterized. NCBI's taxonomy places the organism in Eukaryota, Metazoa, Arthropoda, Insecta, Coleoptera, Brentidae. The transcript is spliced from 6 exons. Bases 266 to 1375 code for a protein of 369 amino acids. The record is from RefSeq and is a predicted model, not a curated record.